UUUGAAACCAAAAACUGUGUCAGGUCACCAGUAAAUUCUGUGAUUUUUUCAAAAAAUUUGCCAACUUGAUAUUUUCAAAAUGCAACUAGUAGCUCAUUUGGUAAAAGAUUCAAUCCCAAAUUACCUAUCUAAUUUGCCAAUACCGGACACUAUCGGUGGAUGGUUUAGGUUAGGAAUUAAAGAUUGGUUAGCCUUAGUACCUCCUACAGCUGUUGUGGCAGGUGUUGGUUAUAUGUCUUAUAAAGCAUUUUGUCCUAAGGCUAGAGGAGGUUGUUCAAGAUCAUCUGGUUUAGUUAAUCAUCAAAUUCUUAAAAAAAGCGAUAAGGUAGUAGAUUCAAUUGAUAUAGAAGAUAUUUCCGAGAAAGCUGUCUUUUGUAGGUGUUGGAGAAGUAAAAAUUGGCCUUAUUGUGAUGGUAGCCACAAUGCUCACAAUAAAGAUCAAGGAGAUAACGUUGGACCUCUAAUAGUGAGCAAUAAAAAGUAAAUUAAAAAAUUAGAUGGCUUCCUGUAUACUUUUAAAAGUAGUAUAUUUUGUGGUGUUGUCUAUAUAGUGUAAAACUUGCAAAUAGGAUGUCUUAAAAUAACUGAUACAUUUUGUUCAUUUUUAUUAAAAAAAAAUAUUUAAAUACUUAAGGUUUGUUGUGUUUAUUUACUAAAAAUGUAAAAAUAUAUACGUUCUUGAA
Messenger RNA from Psylliodes chrysocephalus, 683 nucleotides. NCBI's taxonomy places the organism in Eukaryota, Metazoa, Arthropoda, Insecta, Coleoptera, Chrysomelidae. The record is from the annotation of a GenBank genome assembly.